This is a messenger RNA of Mizuhopecten yessoensis (Yesso scallop), 5552 nucleotides long. Its product is annotated as dehydrodolichyl diphosphate synthase complex subunit nus1-like. Gene Ontology annotation, molecular function: ditrans,polycis-polyprenyl diphosphate synthase [(2E,6E)-farnesyl diphosphate specific] activity. The record is from RefSeq and is a predicted model, not a curated record. NCBI's taxonomy places the organism in Eukaryota, Metazoa, Mollusca, Bivalvia, Pectinida, Pectinidae. Bases 81 to 869 code for a protein of 262 amino acids. The transcript has 5 exons. Gene Ontology annotation, cellular component: endoplasmic reticulum membrane; dehydrodolichyl diphosphate synthase complex.
GAUUUGACACGAGCCACCGGCAUUUGAUAUGAUGACUAUCGAAACUCACGGUUGAAAGUGAUUACAUACAGUCAUCUGCGAUGAUUGGCAACCUAGUGCUGAGACUCAUUCAUUAUGUGCUUUCUCUCGGGAUAUUUGUCAAGCAUUGGAUUCUCCAUUUUCCAUAUCUUGGCUUCGCUUUCCAACAGAAAGCUUUGGCCGGAAGUCUAAGUUAUGGUCUGCAAACACAGAUUGAAGCUGACGCAAGAUCGUUUCAAAAGUUACCACAUCAUUUGGGUUUGCUAGUCUUGGAGAACGAUGUCUCAUUUUCAGACAUUGCUAACUUAAUUGUCUGGUCGAUAACCCUUGGAAUUUCCUAUAUCAGCGUAUUUGAUAUCAAUGGUGAAUUCAAAAGAAAACAUGACCUUUUAAGAGAAGAGAUACGCAAAAGUCAGCAGUCCAUAUCUGACACAGAGAAUAGCAAACACAAUAUACAUAUACAUUCAAGUUUUACUGACAGACGAAAUGUCUCUCAAAAUGGUUGUCACAGUGGCAACAGUGUGCACAUACAGUUGCUGAGUACAGAGGAUGGUCGGCAUGAUUUGGUUCAGACCGCCCGCGAGCUCUGUCUCGAGGUGAUGGAGAAACGACGAAGGAUAGACGAUAUAUCACCUCAAUCUUUAGAUAAUUUAUUGCAAGAAAUUCAUAAGUUCCCUGAUCCUGACCUGGUGCUUAAGUUUGGUCAGACAGAUUCUCUGUUGGGUUACCUCCCCUGGCAGAUGAGACUUGCAGAAAUAUUGUGCAUUCCAUCACAUACAUCUAUUCGAUACAAGUCAUUCAGUACAGCAAUUCAAAACUUCUCCAGUAUCAACCAGCGCUUCGGCAAGUAGAAGAAACCAGCAGCAGUAAGGAUCCGUAGGAUAAAUUCAUCACCAUAUACUAUUACUCCAUGUCUGAAGAAUACAAUCAUUCAUCAGUAUAUACACCGCGUCAGGAGACCUUGGUGGAAAUCAUGACAGCAUUGUCUAUAGAAAUUAGUCCUCUGUGAAGUGUUAUAUGUCUUUCAAUCCAGUGAGUUGAGUAUGAUGUCGCUUAUCUCUGUCGUGUACAAGUAUGUGUUAGCAUGUAACGAGUAAGACUGGGGAUUUUCGAUGAACAAUUCGUUGAAUUAUUUGCCACAUGUAUUAUCUUUUUAACAACUUCAAGAAUGGGGAUUUUUGAAGAAUAGUUUGUCCAGAAAUUUGUAGGUCAAUGGCAUAUUCCUUAAAAUCAAAGAAGCUAAAUUUGGGGAGUCAUACAGAUUAUCGUAAUGAUCUACUGAAAGCCCGUAUUCUAGAAAUCUUUAUUUCCCGAGUUGUUUGAUAUGUAAAUAUGUUAUAUCAGGGUCUUGUCAUACUGAGAAGAAAAAUCUGUUAUAAGUUCAGGUAAUGAAUUGACAAAAAUAAAAAUAUUCUAUAAAAAUUUAAGUAUCAAAUUAAAGGGUAAUUUUGUGCAUGAAAUUAUAGUUUAGAUACAACAUGUCAAUCUACCUUUGUUGUAACAAAGCAAAUUAAGCUAACUUAGUAAAGGUACUUAAAACAGUUUAUCUUGUGUUUAAUACAAUAAAGCAAAGUGUAAUAUGGACCCCAGGGGAAGUUACAGAAGAAGUCGGUCGAUAAAAGAAAUGGUCAAUUUGAUGUAUUGGGCAACUGAAAAUGGAACAUGAUAUUUUAAAGAGGAGUUCACUUAAAGGCACUUGAUAUCAAACAAACUAAAUUAUAUACAAUAUAUGUAUUUUUUUAGGAAAUAAUGAUAUUAACCAGACUUUGACAUUAAUAGAAAUCUACUGUAUUACACAUCAUGAAUUCAAGCCUAACCUAGAGUGCUUCAUACAAACUAACAUUUUCCCCGACAUAUUUUUAAUCAUAUCUUAUUUAUCUGACAAAGGCAAGUUAAUUUACAAAUGGUAUAAAUAACAAUUAAAAAGGAAGAAUAUCAGGGAUACAUUAUCUGACCAUCGUGAAUCUGGGAAUCUGCUGUUACCAAACAUUUGUUUUAUUUCAGGAAAGUAGUAUUUUUUCCUGCAUGGCUCCAGUUUCAGACUGGGAACGAAAUCCACUCAAAUCAUGACAUUAGAAUGCAUUUUCAUUUGUGAUUUUCUAAAACUUUUUUAGUAUUAGCGUUUUGCUAUAGCUGGCACCUAUGAGUUUCACAAUCAUUGAUUGAACAUGUUCAACCAAUUGAAAUGCUUCAUGCCAAAUGCCCAGUGAAAAUGAGUGUUUGUUCGUAGAAUUUCUAUUUUUGAUACAAGAUCAUCCAUGCUGUGCUUGAGCACAUCAUUUCUACACAAACAGCCAUAUUUGACCUGACCUAAAACACAAACAAAAGUUGUAAUCACUUAACCUGUGUUAAAAUCACUUACAGCUGGAAAUUUCUAGAUCUGACCCGAACAAAAAGAAAACGGUUUGCUGGGCGGCAUUUGUCCUCAGUAGUGAGACAAUUUUAUGAGGAUGGCUAAUAUUUGUACACAGUUUUGCAUACUGAAGAAGAACUUUAUUAAAUUCUGUUUCACCUUGAAAAAGUCUCUGUAUGUUUGUGACAUACAAUGUAGUAGGUACAGAAGCAGUUCUGGCCUGAACCUACCUGGGUUAUAGUGAUCAUCUUUCUGUGGCUCACCAAAGAAACCAAAAACAAUCUCUGCAAUUGAGAUCAACAUAAUGCAAUGCAUCUGCUAGGGAAAUGUAUGGUUGGCCUUUAAGUUGAUAAAAUUAACAAUUUACUCACAAAUACUCUUAAAAAAAACAAAGAUUUUUUCAUCAAUACCAGGAAUAAAUUCAAAUACAGAGUAAGGAUAGUUUGGCAUUUCAUAAUACAACGUUUUUCAAUCAAUUUAAGUCAAUAUAUCACUCUACUUUAUGUUGAUAGGAUUGAUAUAUUACUUUUACUUAACUGUAAAUCAAAUUUGGAGCUGGUUUAUUUUAUAUUACUUUUUGGUAGCUCUUUUUCUUUUUUAAAUGCUAGCAGGUUUUUUUUCUUUUUUGCUUUUUAAUGUGAUUACCAUAUAAAAUAUCAUGAUGAAACCCAUUCUGAAGCUGUGAUUAACGUAUGUUAAUGAUUUUAUUGGAUUAUGUAAAUAUACAGUAACAACUAGAUUCUUGUAAUGGUUGCUGUUUCUUAACUCAUUUACCCCUGACAUUUAAUGAUGAACUAUUCCAACCUUUGAGUUGGAAGAGUUCAAAUGUGUCUUCAGGAGUGAAUGAGUUGAGUUAAUUUAUUUAAUACUACAGUGUAGUAAUUACCUUUAAAAGGAUAAGUUAAACUUUGUUUUACCUACAUCAUUUGUUCAGCAUAAAUGUGGCAUUAAGGAGGGAUUUCGGGAUAUGUUGAGAGGGAUAAAUGAGGUGAUGUUUAUGAAAAUUGGGACUUUGAAAGGAAUUGGGGCUUUAUGGGUCAUUUUUGGCCUCAUAAAAAGUAAAAAUUUCAAAUUGAAUUUAUUUAUCAAUUUCUGUUAUAAACAUCAUGUUGGUUAAUUGGGGCUAUCUUACUCGGUGAAAAUGUUUUCCAAUGCACAUGUGUAGAUGCCCUACUAUAGCAACAAAAUUACAUUGCUAUGCAGAAAUAGCCAAUAUAUGGUGUUUUUGGAUAACUGGCAUGCAGAAAUGAAAGCCUCUGCAUGUGACAAACAAAACUUACUUUCUAAGAAUGAACACUGGUAUGACAAUGUUUAAGCAUGCCAAAUAUCAAUUAGUUUGUUGCAUGCGGAGGCUUUCAAAAAUAGAAGAGUGUUUAGUUAAAUUCCUUCAAAAUGGCUAAUUUUCAAGAAUAUAGUGCAAAACAGACGAUAACUCGCGCAUUUUAUUAUGAAAAUGGGGAUUCAUGUCUUUCUUUGUAAUGCCAUAUCUCCUAAACCAGUUGUCGAAUAAAUCUGAAAUUUCAUAUUUGCGUACAUAUUUUUAAUAUAAUAACCAAUUCUAAAUCCCUGACGAGGCCAGAAAUGACCCUAGAUGCCCGUAGUUCUUUGUUAGCAGUAAACAAUAGGGAAAUGAAAGAAGGGAUGUUAUUACAAGGUUUUUGGUGUAUGUUGUAUACUAAUUGAUAAGUACCGGUAACAGAAUAUUUUUGUGAUGUACCUACAUGUACCUAUAUUUGACAUAUUGGUUUAUGAUAGUUGACAUACUGGUACAAUUUGUAUGUGAUGCAUUUUUUACCAACAUGUAUCUAUGUUUGACACGGUCUGGUAUUGUGGAGAAGGUAGGCUCCUACAUGUAAAUUUGAUAAACUGGGAUGUUAUGUAAGACUAUAUCAACUAUAAAAGUGAAAAGUGUAGCAUUGAAAGUCACAAGUUAAUGAAAAAUAAAGAGGAAUGUAUGUGAAAAUGAAAUGUCAGGUCAACCCUACUUCAGAGAGUACCUGUCUAUUACUACCACCUCUCUACACUGGAACUUGUCAGACUUGUUUUUUCUAUAUCACCCGACUGCCAUCUAUAACUGCCAUUGGUCCUUUGGAUACAACCUGUGUUUAUUCUAUAGUCAAUCCAGUCUGAGAGACCGACUGUCUUUAUAUGGUCAAACCUGACAGAGACCACCUGUCUAUAACUACCCCUUGUCUAUAAUUAUCACAUUUCUAUACCGACCUCUUGCCUAUAACAGUUAAACCUGCCAUAGAGACCUAUUACUCCUUUCUGUGUCUCAUAACCACCUGUCUUAAGAGACUACCUGUCUAUUACUACCGCCUGUAUCCGCCUCUGUCUGUAAUUGCAACCUGUCUAUACCACCGUCUUACCUGCUUUACAGAUUAUUUGUCUACAAGAAAAAAGCUGUUUGUAUAUCAACAACAACUAUUAGAUAAAAACUACUUAUGAAGUUAUAGUUUUGCUCCCUACUUUUGUUUUUCUUUACCAACAAGUUCUUUUGUUAAAUAUUGACUGCAGAAUUAAUAUACUUUUACACAACAAUUUCCCCAUCGUGGUGGUAUGGAUGUAUGUGGAUGUGGUAUACCUGUAUUUAUAGCGGUAAAUGUAUCGAGGACAUCAAUGGCAUGUAGCCCUUUGUCAAAACAAAAAUUUUGCUAAGGGAGAUAACUCCCACUUACUGUGAAUCUUGAAACAUCGCACAUGCCACUUUUCAGGUUUUCAUGUAACACUUGAAAUUAAUAAAUUUAAGUCUCUUCUGUUAAACAGGUUAUUUCUAUAGGUUUAAUAACUGAUUUCAUUUUACCUGCAGAGGGACAAAUAACUAGGUUUUUCAGUCUUGAAAACACCUUCAAUGGAAUAGUUAUUUAAAUCUCCUAAACAACUAGUUGUCUUUAAAAAGAUCUUUUAUUUUAAGGUUCAAGUCAAUUUCAAGGGAUAUAAAAUAAGAUUUGACAUAUUUGGAACUAGAAUGUAUGAUUAUAAUUGUGGGUGAAGGUACAUGGAAUAUAGGUAUUUUUAGAAGAUUACUGUUAUAAAGUGCAUGUACGUUUUUUUCUGUUGAAUUGAGAAUGAUGUAAUGUGCUUGUAGAAAGGAGAUAAAAUCAUUGGGGAACUAUUUAUAUAUAAUCAUAUAUUGCUGCAAGUCUCAUUAUUUUGUAAUAAAGAAAAAAUCAUAAAAUUG